AUGUUUUUCAGAAUGACUGACAGAAAGAAGUAUAAGCCAAAAGUUGUGGAUACCAGUGAAAAAAUGAAGAGGAAAAAGAGUUGUAAUGAUCCUCCCUCUAGUCCCUCCUUGAAGAAGAAAUGUAAUCAUCCUCCUUCCAUUGAUCUGUCCUCCAAUGAUCCCACCUCCACUAAUCCAAUUGAUCCCACCUCAACCAAUCUAGUUGAUCCCUCCUUCAAUACAUCAAAUUUAUCCAACUCUACACUCAAUCCAUCAAGUUCAUCCAACCCCAUUUGA
Molecule: messenger RNA, 276 nt
Organism: Ilex paraguariensis (yerba mate)
Lineage: Eukaryota; Viridiplantae; Streptophyta; Magnoliopsida; Aquifoliales; Aquifoliaceae
Source: the annotation of a GenBank genome assembly